Messenger RNA from Cryptotermes secundus, 1011 nucleotides. It is a transcript of the gene APC10, whose product is annotated as anaphase-promoting complex subunit 10. Gene Ontology annotation, biological process: protein K11-linked ubiquitination; anaphase-promoting complex-dependent catabolic process. The transcript is spliced from 4 exons. The coding region runs from base 305 to 868 and encodes 187 amino acids. The record is from RefSeq and is a predicted model, not a curated record. Gene Ontology annotation, cellular component: anaphase-promoting complex. NCBI's taxonomy places the organism in Eukaryota, Metazoa, Arthropoda, Insecta, Blattodea, Kalotermitidae.
ACGUCACGGAGGCUAUGUUGCCCAUCAAGAGAACAAGAGCAUUGAGCUCAUAGAGAUGCCAUGGUGUAAUCUCAGUUUUACAUUCACAGAAAAGUUGGAUAAUCCAUUUUCAGUCAAAGUACACGAAAAAUACCGUAUAUAUCUGUGAUAAAUAGUGUCGGGGAAUGAAGAAUGAAAAGAGUAUUUAUCGUUGAAUAGGUUUCAAGUACUGUGUUCGCAAGUGGCUAUAAACAGUGAAUUUGGACAGCAAUUAUGGUUAUUUGGGUGAGGUUGGAAGCGUUAUAAAAAUAUAUAUUUUCUUCCUAUGAUGACCACAAAGACGGCUGUAGAACCUGUUGAUCCAGUCCGUGAAGAACGAACUGGCAAGGUUCGGGAAGUUGGUUCGCAAGCAAUUUGGAGCUUAUCGUCAUGUAAACCAGGUUUUGGUGUUGACCAGUUGCGUGAUGAUUGUAUGGACACCUACUGGCAGUCUGAUGGGCAGUUGCCACAUCUGGUUAAUAUUCAGUUCAGAAGAAAGACAACAGUGCACGAUAUAUGUAUUUUUACAGACUACAAACUGGAUGAAAGCUACACUCCUAGCCGUAUUUCCAUUCGAGCUGGCACUAAUUUUAAUGAUCUUCAAGAAGUUGAAGUGAUUGACCUGAAUGAGCCUACAGGUUGGGUCCUCAUACCAAUUAAAGACAUUCAUGAAAAACCAAUAAGGACAUUUAUGAUCCAGAUAGCAGUUAUUAGUAAUCAUCAAAAUGGAAGAGACACUCAUAUGCGACAAAUUAAGAUUCAUUCUCCAAUGGAAUUUAGGGGAAUUGGAAUAGAGGAAUUUGGAAACUAUGUGACUGUUGCUUGCCAGCAAUAUAGUUGCAUCAGAUGACUGCAUGGAAAUGUUGUGUAAAUUAAAUAUGACACUUGGAACAGCUUCUUUUAAGAGGCUGAGUGACGGUUUGCAUUACAAAAACACAAAUCUUUUAUGAUAAACUUUACUGACUGCAAUAUAUUGUAUUUUGUUAUAACAGA